CACAAACACAGGAGAGUCAGCAACUCCAUUCUGCAGUGUGCAGAUUACUGCAAAUUCAAAUUCUGGGAGGAGCGGACUCUCACUGUGUCUGUGUGUUAUCAUCUCCAGGUGACUGAGCCCCACCUAUAGUCUGGCAGGGAGGGCAGAGUGAGAGGGGAGGGUUGUGGACAGUCAGAAUGAGCAAGGUUGCAGGAUUUUCUUCUCUUUCCCAAAGUAGAACUUCAGGAGCGCCACUGUCUCCAUCGCCUCCUCUUCCUCCUCAUCAUCGAUGCUUCACAGUAGCUGUUGGGAGAACGUGAGCAACUCUUUGGUAAAAGCGGUGCAACUCUGUUGCAACACAUUCAGCCAAACACCAAGUCCAGAACACUGAAGGAUUAAACGUGGACGAGCUGUAACUGGGUAUAAAAGGAAGGACAACGAUGAAUAUGAGCUUUUUAUCCGGGAAGCACAAAUCAGUUUUCCUGCUUUUCCUGCAUCUGAGCUGUCUGUGCUGGUCAACAAUAAAUUCCUCAACCAAACCAACUCCAUCUUCAAACCUGACUCUCCAAGAUGUGUUCCCAGGAUGCAAACCAGGCCUGGACCUGAGCUACACGUAUCUGUGUGAUCGUCAGGCAGUGUGGGGCAUUGUGCUGGAGAGUUUGGCCUCUUCAGGCUUCCUGGUCAGUGUAGGUGUCCUGGUAGGAUUGCUGGUCUGGUCCCUGUGGGCCUGCACCUCAUCCCGGCACCAUUACAGCAGCAUUGGAAGUACAGUGGCCUGCAUAUCCAUGUUCAUGUUGGCCACAGCUGGAAUCUUUGCAGUCACCUUUGCUUUUAUCAUUCGCCUUACCCCUCAGACUUGCCCGACACGACUUUUCCUUUUUGGAGUGUUGUUCUCCCUUGCCUUCUCCUGCCUGCUGGCUCACAGCCUCGCUCUGCAGGGCUUUGCAGCUGCUCGGAGCUGGGGGGAGCCUGCCUUGGUGCUGGGACUCUUUGCUGUGCAGGUUAUUAUCGCUGUAGAAUGGCUAAUCCUGGUGCUGGUGCGGGACAAGAAGCCGUGCCAGUACAGCCAGGAAGAGUUUGCCAUGCUGUUGAUUUAUGUGCUCUGCCUCCUGGCCAUCAGCUCCAUCCUCUCCCUGCGAUUCCUGUAUCAGUCCUGCAUCACAUACCACUUCAGCUACCCUAGGGCUUCCCAAAUGCUGGGCUGCACACAGGCCACAAUGCUCUGUCUCACACUGCUGCUGUCCGUCUGCAUCUGGGUGGUGUGGAUCUGUUUGCUCACCUGGGGAAACCCCAAGAUGGAUCGUCGGCCACAGUGGGACGACCCAGUACUCAGUGUUGCACUGGUGGCCAAUGGCUGGGUGCUACUGCUGGGUCAUGGGUUGCCCCAAGUCGCUUACCUCUGUAGAGGGGAGGCAAAAUCCAAGGGCAUCCCGCUGAGUUUCACUGGUUGGACCAGCCCCAAUGCAGAGAUUCCAGGACUGGGCACUCUGAAGGAGGGAAAAGAAAAUGGAAGCUUCGAGAAUGAUGGACGGAGACCUGCAUCAUCAGUGAGGUCACCUUAUGACUCAGGAUUGUCUCUGAAAGAAAUAGACUCCAACAAGGACUACUCUAUUCCUCGUCCCACGACCACCAACUUCCUGCAGCCUUAUGAUGAAUAUUACGGAUCAGAGUAAAAUCAUGCACACGAGCACUGAAGGCACCUUAGGCGACUGCCCUUCUCCCAUGCCAUGGGCCGCCCCUGCACACAAAGUGAUCCUGUUCAGUCAGAAAAUCCAUCGCUUCUUUAAAUGUGCCAUGUUAAUUUUCUUGUGCAUAUGUAAAUAUGUCAAAUCUGUUGGUUUAAAACCAAAGCGAGCCAAAAACGUGGCUCAAUUUGAUAUUCCUCUUCUAUGUCGGAUGGGUUCAGAUCCUUUUUCUUGCUACAACCCCUGGCAAAAAUUAUGGAAUCACCGGCCUCGGAUGAUGUUCAUUCAGUUGUUUAAUUUUGUAGAAAAAAAGCAGAUCACAGACAUGACA
Messenger RNA from Thalassophryne amazonica, 1995 nucleotides. Its product is annotated as G-protein coupled receptor family C group 5 member D. The record is from RefSeq and is a predicted model, not a curated record. Gene Ontology annotation, biological process: G protein-coupled receptor signaling pathway. Bases 420 to 1652 code for a protein of 410 amino acids. NCBI's taxonomy places the organism in Eukaryota, Metazoa, Chordata, Actinopteri, Batrachoidiformes, Batrachoididae. The transcript is spliced from 4 exons. Gene Ontology annotation, cellular component: extracellular exosome; signaling receptor complex; intracellular membrane-bounded organelle. Gene Ontology annotation, molecular function: G protein-coupled receptor activity; protein kinase activator activity.